This is a messenger RNA of Misgurnus anguillicaudatus (oriental weatherfish), 4482 nucleotides long. It is a transcript of the gene e2f7, whose product is annotated as E2F transcription factor 7. The record is from RefSeq and is a predicted model, not a curated record. Gene Ontology annotation, cellular component: RNA polymerase II transcription regulator complex. Gene Ontology annotation, molecular function: DNA-binding transcription factor activity, RNA polymerase II-specific; RNA polymerase II cis-regulatory region sequence-specific DNA binding. Gene Ontology annotation, biological process: regulation of transcription by RNA polymerase II. NCBI's taxonomy places the organism in Eukaryota, Metazoa, Chordata, Actinopteri, Cypriniformes, Cobitidae.
UGUUUUCCUUUAAGAUAUGUCAGUGCAAGUUGUUUUCAGUUUGGACAGCUCUUACAUUUAUUUUAGUCUAGGACUAGUCUAAUCCCUGUCUGGGAAACCGCCCCAAUAUAAUAUAAAGGUUUAGUCCUGGAUUAAUCUAAACCCUGUCUGGAAACCAUGGGCCUUGUUUAAGGUUUAGCUAAAGCGAGGACUGGCCCUUAGUUAAAUUAGGAUGUUUAAGCAUCUUUUGUAAACAGCCUUUAAAAAGACGUUACUGGUGUGUACAUUGAGACAAAUCAAUGGCACUGGCAUAUUUUAAAAGCUGUCAUUUCAAGUUUUUUUUUCAGUUGAGACUGCUUAAACGUGUGUUUUAGUCUAUAGAACUAGCCUGUACCCUUGUCUGUGAAACCAGGGGGUUAGAGAAACAUGUCAUGGAUAAAUUAUUUGUAUUCUUUCUAUAUUUUCUACAUUUUGAGACCUUUCCUGUCCAUGCAUAAUCGUUCCUAUACGAAUAUAAAACUAUAUUUGCUGUAUUCUGAUUUAUGAACUGAUUUUUAUUGCAUGGCAUGCAUACAUAAUAACAUUGGUUGCAUUUGGUGGUUAAAUAGGACUGCUCUGAGGUAGGUUUGUGGGUUUCGGGCAUCCUGGGUGUAAUCCUUAAACCAACUUCUCAUGUUACACUCCUUCCCGCGAGAAACCCCCCAGUCGCGCCAAAACCCCACCUGUGUUGCCACCUUUAUCUUGCUUGCCUGAGCUUGUCAAUAACAGCAUCGAGACAUCUGUGCCUUUUUAUGAGGUAAAUUAAUGACGUACGAUUAAUAUUAUUCAUUAAUUCCCCACAGAGAGACCCCGGCGUCUUUAAGAUCUCUGACGCGCCACAGAUCACAAGCAGCGCGCCCACCUCCCCGCCAACAAACCCUUCAGAGGCGUGGCCAAAACCAUUUUCCGAUUGGCUGCUGCAAGCGCUCUGAGGAAUUUCCUGUACGUGCAGCCAUUCACAGUCGAUGUAUUUGCAUAACGCCGUCCUGAUUGGCUGAGCGAGUGUGAGAUUCGUGAGAGCGCCAGAAAACAAGCUUUAGCGGGUGAUUCAUAUGAAACUCAGCAGUAAGGCGGCUAUGAGCAGUAGAAAUAAGAAGAAUUCCAAGACAUAUCUGCUUAUUUAAAAAUAAAAUGAUGAUCAUUUAGACAGAAACAUACAAGGAUCACCACGCGAAGGAUUAAUAAACAGCUUUUAGUGUUUUUUAUUCCACAAACAAGGAGUUUCAGAUGGAGAGAAAGUGUUUAUCUUUAAAGGAUCUGGUUAGUGUGAGGAAAAUUAUAACAGGCUCAGAUGAUACUGACAACAUGAAUGACCAUAAAGAGAACAUUUGUAUGGAGAGGAGAAUAAUGACGCCGUUGAAGUCUGAAUCUGUGACCGCACACAGCAGGAGAGUUUCAAGCCCAGACAUCACACACAUAACACCCAUCAAACAGUCGGACAGAGCCCACGCGGACCCCUGGACCCCCACGGCAAACCUGAAGAUGCUGAUCAGCGCGGCCAGCCCAGAUAUCCGGGACAGAGAGCUGAAAAAGACGCUCUUCAGACCCAUUGAGAAUGAGGAGAAGGUCACAGAAGAGGACGAGGACCUCGAUGAGUCGUGUCAGUUUGAAAUAUUAGAUGAUUCUGAGAGGAGGCCGAGUCGCAAGCAGAAGAGUCUUGGGCUUCUGUGUCAAAAGUUUCUGGCUUUGUAUCCUGAUUAUCCAGAAACCUCGGAGAAGAUCAACAUCUCUCUAGAUGAAGUGGCCACGUGUUUAGGCGUGGAGAGGCGGCGUAUCUAUGACAUCGUGAACGUUCUUGAGUCUCUGAUGCUGGUGAGCCGAAGGGCCAAGAAUUUGUAUGUUUGGCACGGGCGAUCACUGCUCCCACAGACCCUUCAGGAUCUCCAGCGAGCGGGCCGAGAGCAGGGCUAUCAUCUGCAGAUGGACCAGAAAGACGGAAAUGGCCCGCAUGCCGCCCAGCACACACAAAACACACAAGCGCCUUCCAGUCGGAGGAAAGAUAAAUCGCUGCGGAUCAUGAGCCAGAAGUUUGUCAUGCUCUUCCUGGUGUCCAAAACGCGGACCGUCACGCUGGAUACGGCUGCUAAGAUUCUGAUCGAGGAGGGUCAGGAUGAUUCCACUCACAGCAAAUAUAAAACUAAAGUACGACGCUUGUAUGAUAUCGCAAACGUCCUCACCAGCCUUAAUCUGAUAAAGAAACUCCACGUGCGAGAAGAAAAAAGCCGGAAACCCGUCUUUAAAUGGAUCGGACCUGCUGAUUUCCCAAGCGGCAACAGUGAUUCAGAGACUUUGGAAGUGUCACAAAUUCAGAUGACCACCACGGUCGUGGGAACAGGAGAACGACGAGAGAAGAUGGCUCGUCAUUCCUCUUUUCAGAUCGUUCACACCCCUCCUGUGAAUAUGAGACUGAUAAGCUCCGCCCCCAGCACACCUCACAGAGGUGCCACAGACGAGCCGGUGGAUUUCUCCAGGAAAGGUGUUAAUAGUGCAGCGUGUCGACUGCAGUUCGGAGACAGUGGCAGUCCUGGAGCACCCUCUGCUGGACGGGCGUCUCUCGAUGUGCCCCCCCAACUUGAGACUCCAUAUGCAGCCCGGUUCACCCCGCAGACAUUGACGUACCUGCCUCAGACCCCCCUGCUCAUGCUGUACAGCAGCCCCGUCCCUGAGCGUAUCGCACACGGUCAGAGUUCACCCGUCUCAGCAGAUCAAAAGAAGAGAGAGAGGGAGGAUGAUCAGGACAAAGAUCAGGCUGCUAAAAGAAACAAAUGCUCUGCGUCUUCAGAAAGUGACACGGGUGAGAGUGAGUGUCUCACAAAGUCUCCGCUCAGCUCCAGAGAAGGUUCCCCCGGGAAUGAGGAAGCCACGGGAAAACGCAGUCAUACGGAUCCCCUCCUUUCUUCUCAAUACCUUUAUGUUCCAAACACAGCAGGACUGAACGGUCUGAAUUUCCUCAUGCCGGCAGGGCAAACGCAGGGCGGCGUGCCGGCCGUAGCCGUGCCAUAUUUCCUGCUGCCCUCAUCGCUCAUAGCAAGUGCGGUGCCUGCGUCCGGCGUGGAGGGAGCUGCCAAAAGCGGUUUGAGUUUUCGAGUGCCCACUGUACUGUCGCCCACCCGCUUUGUGAUGGCAGGCGGGGCGUUCGGUGUGCCUGAAAAGGAGAACGGCACUGAGCAUCACGGGUACAAAACACCGGGCUUCUUGCUGUCACCACAGGUGCACAGAAAACCGAGCCCUCAAACAGCACAGACUCCAUCAACACCAAAGGAAAUAGAAAUGGGGUCCAAAUCUUUCUUUCAGACACCCGGAUCUGAACUUACAUACCUACAAGCGACACGCAAGAGAGGCUCUGCCAUAAGGAAGCUGGACAUCGAACACACAUCAGCCAAUUAAAUUCAUCAUUCACGCUUCUAUGGUGCUGCCAAAGAAAAAACGGCAUUACAUGGUAAAGACUGGCUUGAAUAACUGUAUUAUCAGUGAAGAUUUCAUGUUUACUGACAGUAUCAGAUCAUUACAGGUAUUAAAACUCUAACUCAGGGUUCAUGGGUGCACGUCUAUGAGUUGGAGCUGUUAUGUGCCCUCUUUAGGCAUUAUUUUUAUUUCCCCCAUUUAAGAGUAUUUUUAAUAUCAACCCAGCAUAUUGAUAGUAUUUCGUUUCCAGUAUCAUUUCUAAUUCAGGGGCUGUAACCAAUAAACCAGCCAGUCUAGCACUACAUUAUUUAAAAAUGUAAAUUGAAUUGAGGCCUUACACAUACUCUACUUGUACAUAAAUCUGCAUUAGUAUUUUACACUUUAACAUCCAUCUGAGCUGAAGCCAGCAUGCCUUAGAAAUGAUUUUGUGUGAAAUACACCGACUGCGUUGACCUGAUACAGUAAUUAUGAAGAAACCCUCUUCAGUCUUUAUAAGAUUUAAAGUCAAAUUUGAUGUACAUUGAACAAAAUGAAUGUUACAGGAAAAUUUUGGGGAUUUAGUAAUAACAAAUAAUGGUUGUGAUUGUUGACAUUUUUGUUGAGUUUUGAGGUGUUACGUCUGUGGAACAAAUAGGAAAUGUAUACUGAGACAUACUUGAAAUCCCAGUGAAUUGUGAUCUAUGAUCACUGGAUUUACUAUCACAGUACUGUAUCACUUGAAACAAUGUUUAUCUAUUCAAUGUUUUAAAUUAUUUUUUUAAAUUCGAGUUAAAUGUGGAUUGAAUUUUACACCACAGUGUGUAUUCAUUACUGUACAGAGUUAUUUGACCUGAAAUCAGCAUUGAAUAUUUUUGUAUAUGUGUUUAUUUCUGUACAUGUCACUGUUGAAAUAUCUUUGCUGGAUGUUUAGAGAUGUUUCAGCUUUUUAAGGUGGGCACUGCUGAACCUCUAAGGUGCUUUUGUGUGUCUGUGUGUCUGACAAUGCUUUAAAUGAUUAUUUUGUGUUGUAAUACAUGUGUCAUGUUUAGAUUUGCUAAAUAAAUUAAAUACAUUUAAAAA